AUGGAUUUUGGAGCUUUGGAACUUAAUCAAUCACAACAACUUGAUAUAACUCGUGGUGGCAGUGGCAAUGGUACUAGUAUGAAUAAUAAUGGAGCUUCUAUUCAACUGAUGGAAUUGACAAAUAAUACGCAUAUAGCUGGUCUAUUUCAACCUGUUUAUCCACUUUCUAAAAAAGAUAUUUUCAUUAUCAGAGCUUACAAAAUAAUCACCAAGGAAUCUAUCUUAAACAGCAAUCAUAUCCAACAAUCACUAAAUGUAGUCACCAAAUCUAAUGUAUCAUCAAAGGAUUCUAAGAAUCAUAAUAAUAAUAAUGGUAAUAGUAAUAGUAAUAGUAAUAAUAAUCGGAUUAGAGGACUGGUUGUGCAUCCUCAAUAUUCUAAUACCUUUGAUAAAAUUUCUAAAAUUUUUAAUUCACUCCUGAGUAAAGGUACCAUGGGUGAUGAUACAAUAUCCACCAAAUCCUCAAUUGAACUGUUUCAAAGGUUUCAGCAGAUUAUUAAAGAAAUAGAAUUGAGUUUUGAUAAUUCUCCCUUUUCGAAAUAUUUUAAUAAAAUAAAUGACACCCUUUUCCAAAUUAAAAACAGUAGGGAACUUAGAGACGAUCUUCAUUGGAAGACUUUAUCAGAUGAAAUAUUAUCAGUUUAUAAUCCAAGAACAGGUAGAAUGAUAAAUCAAGGUAGAAAGAAAAAUAAUGCAACCACAAAUAAUUCUAAUAAUACUAUUAUUACUGCUAAUAAUAAUAAUAAGAUUAUUGCCAAUAACAGGAUUAAUAAGGAAAAUAAGAGAACUUUUGUCAUUGAUAAUUGUAUUUCUAACUCUGCUACUAAUAACUAUAAUAAUGCAAAUUGGAGUAAUAUCAGUAGUCAACAAGAUAUAAAUACUAAUAGUACAAAUAGUACUUUAGAAGAUGAAUUCAUUAAUAUGACCACAGACUUACUAAACUCCACGAAUAGUAUUGAUAAUGGUGCUAAUAAUGAUAUUUUGGCGUUGCAAAAAAAAUUAAACAACACUUUGUCUAAUGGAAAUGAUAUCCACAUUAAUGGUAGCAACAGCAACAACAGUAAUAACACUAACGCUAACAACAACAUUCAUAAUAAUAGUAAUAAUAUAACUACAAAUGUAAGUAGGUCUAUACAUGGACCUUAUACACAGCCUACCAGUCCAAAUAUAUUGAAUAGUUUUACAUUUCCUCUUGAGUCAAACACCAUAAACAAUGAUACAAAUCUUGGAGAGUCACAACACCAACAACAAUUUCACCAACAGAAUCAAAUGAUUAGUAUCAAUUUGGAUUCUACAAUGACAAAUAAUUCAAUACAAAAUACUAAUCAUCGAAAAAGAAGGUCUCUAGGCUCUGUAAAUCUAGAUUCUUUAGAUUCCAUUGGAAUGAAUGAUAUAUUAAAAUAUACUAAUGCUAAUAAAAGGCAGAGACUAAAUGAAAUGCCUCAAACAAACAAGCAAAUGUCAACAUUGUUAGAUAAUACACCAAAUAGCAUAGUAAGUACAGCAACUAUUACAAACACAAACAACUCAACUCAACUAAACAGAAUUGAUAAUACAAAUAAUACAAGUAUGACAGAUGAUAUCGUUAAUAAGCUUGAUGUUAAUAAUGCAUUGUCUUAUGGAAAAACCAGUAUGAUGUUACAGCAAAUGGAUCCUGACUUAAAUGCUAUUGCUUUGAAAACAAGUAAUAAGACAAUGGGGCCAGUUGAUUUAAACAUUUUACAAGAAGUGAAAAAUUCGUAUUCUACUAUUUUAGAUGAAAAAGACAAAAGAAUUCGAUCUUUAGAAAAUGAGAUAGCUUUACAAAGACAGGAAACAAUGUGGUUAAGAAAAAUGCUGAUUGAGGAUAUGGGAUGUGUAAGGAAUUUAUUGAAGGAUAUGACAAAUAAGUAA
Molecule: messenger RNA, 1893 nt
Organism: Arxiozyma heterogenica
Lineage: Eukaryota; Fungi; Ascomycota; Saccharomycetes; Saccharomycetales; Saccharomycetaceae
Exons: 1
Coding region: 1-1893 (630 amino acids)
Source: RefSeq, a predicted model, not a curated record